Messenger RNA from Phyllopteryx taeniolatus (common seadragon), 1197 nucleotides. RefSeq names its product ring finger protein 4 (gene rnf4). Gene Ontology annotation, biological process: positive regulation of transcription by RNA polymerase II. Gene Ontology annotation, molecular function: zinc ion binding; transcription factor binding. Bases 398 to 1057 code for a protein of 219 amino acids. The transcript is spliced from 8 exons. NCBI's taxonomy places the organism in Eukaryota, Metazoa, Chordata, Actinopteri, Syngnathiformes, Syngnathidae. The record is from RefSeq and is a predicted model, not a curated record.
UCCGGCGGCUCCUUCCACCAGUCCGGCAGGGCGGCGCUCUCGUGGUCGGCAACAAGACUGCGAACGUGAGCCGGCCGGAUUUCGCCAGCAUUAGCAUCAGCAUCAGCAAGCGGUCGGAGGUGUUUGUGUCCUCUCUGGUUUUUUUGCUUUGACGUUCAAAUGGUGCACUUUUAACGUGACCGUCUCAUGACGUCAGCCGCUUUCGACGUUCAACCUCAAAUUGGACGCCCGCCGCUGCCGACGACGACGAGCGGAAGGAGGCAAGGAAGCUAAGUGUGCUAAGUGCUAGCGAGGAGAGUAGCGACACCGGCGCUUCGGAGACUCGCUCAAGGCCGCGAUUUGGAUGAGCUGGCUAGCAAGUGAAUGAGUGUCUUGCUGCUGUCGUCGUGCCUCUGCUAUGAGCAACACUGCGGAGAGGAAGCGAAGGGCCGUGGAGAGCCCGCUCGUGUCCGGAAGCACCAAACCCCGCGCCGGCGCUAGCAGGGCCGCCAACGGCGACAGAAGGGCUUAUGGUAGCAGAGCGGCAGUCAACAGACGAAGAAGCAGCCCCAGAGGGAGCCGGGCCCCGCACCCGCCGGCCGCCACCGAGACCAUCGACGUGAUGGACGGCCAAGAGGACGGCAUCGAGGAGGUGGUCGAUCUGACGUCCGAGGCGGCCGAAGUGUCGCACGUCGUUGACCUGACCAACAACGACUCUGUGCUGCUGGUGGAUGAAGGUCUCGACGGCAGGAGAAAUUCCCCAGCGGAAAGUUACGUUGUCAGCGACGACGACGACGUGACCCCUCUACCCGGUGCCGACGUCUUGUCCUCGCUCCAGGCCCAGAGCUCUGCCAGAUUGUGGAGAGCGGGCGUCUGGUGGUGUCCACAAAGUGCGGCCACGUCUUCUGCAGCCAGUGCCUGCGAGAUGCCCUCCGCCGCUCUCUCACGUGCCCCACGUGCCGCAAACGCCUCACGUCUCGACAGUACCACCCCAUCUACAUUUGAUCAACACCCAUUGUGUACUUUUUUUUUAAUCUGCAAAUCAAAUAAACGUUUGUGCCCUUGUUUGUGUGCGUGAGGCUUGUUGGGAGGGGCCUCUGCGCAGUCGUCACGACGGGAGCGACUCGACGGACCGGAUCGGCUUCCCCUCGUGACCGGAAUGUUCUCGAAGGCGUCUGCCUACGUUAUGCUUUUUUUUUUGUUGUUGUUUUUUUUAAA